This is a messenger RNA of Carassius auratus (goldfish), 1773 nucleotides long. Its product is annotated as retinol dehydrogenase 7-like. The transcript has 6 exons. Gene Ontology annotation, molecular function: all-trans-retinol dehydrogenase (NAD+) activity. Gene Ontology annotation, biological process: steroid metabolic process; retinoid metabolic process. NCBI's taxonomy places the organism in Eukaryota, Metazoa, Chordata, Actinopteri, Cypriniformes, Cyprinidae. Gene Ontology annotation, cellular component: intracellular membrane-bounded organelle. The coding region runs from base 202 to 1188 and encodes 328 amino acids. The record is from RefSeq and is a predicted model, not a curated record.
AAAAAGGCCUAACAGCAAUACAGUGGGAUUGGAGAUUAGAAAUUGUGGCUCUGGCUGAUAGAAUCAGCUUUAGGGAUAAAGACGCAGACCCACUUCAGAUCACUCACCAAACACGUUCAGGACCUCCAGCUCCAGAGCCAAGAAGGGAAAAGCAACUGUUUACAAAACAUCUUUCGCAGAAUCACUCAGGCGGCAGAAACGAUGUACGAGUACUUGAGUAACAAUUGCACAUGCACAUAUGUCUUGGGUGCGUUUGUGCUGCUAUGGGUUCUGGUGUGGUUCUACCGGGACAACUUGGAGAUCACCAAGGUCUCGGAGAAACACGUUUUUGUGACCGGUUGCGACUCUGGGUUCGGAUACCUACUGUGCAAGCGCCUGGACAAACGUGGUUUUCGCGUCCUAGCCGGGUGUUUCACGGAAAAGGGUGCAGAAGAUCUGAAGAGCGCGACAGGACCUUACCUGAAGACCUGCAUCUUGGACGUGACCAGCGCGGCCAGCAUUCAGAAGGCUUUGGAAUGGACCAAAAAAGAAGUUGGAGAUAAAGGACUUUGGGGUCUGGUGAACAACGCAGGACGCUCCCUUCCCAUGGGUCCGUCAGAGUGGAUGAAAAUCGAAGACUUCCAAAGCACGCUUAAAGUCAACAUGACUGGCAUGAUCGAGAUGACCAUGGACUUCUUGCCUCUGGUCAAAAAGGCCCGUGGACGACUGGUGAAUGUGGCGUCAGUGUUGGGAAGAGUGGCAGCUAACGGCGGAGGAUACUGCAUCUCAAAGUUCGCAGUGGAGAGCUUCUCUGAUUGUCUCAGGAGGGAUAUCCAAAAUUUUGGGGUCAAUGUGUGCAUCAUUGAACCUGGUUUCUUCAAGACUCAGGUGACCAGCUUAGAGCCCAUCGAGAGGGAACUUCAUCGCCUCUGGAACCAACUGACCCCUGAAGUGAAGGAGAGCUAUGGAGACAAAUACUUGGAUAAAUACAUCAAUAUCCAGAGGCUGAUCAUGAACACCAUAUGCGACUCUGACCUCAGUAAAGUGACCAACUGCAUGGAACAUGCCCUGAUGGCCGUCCACCCAAGAACACGCUACAGCGCAGGCUGGGACGCCAAGCUCUUGUGGAUUCCCUUGUCUUACAUGCCUGCUUGUGUUGUAGAUAUCGCGCUGAAGCUGGUGUUGCCAAAGCCUGCAAAAAGUGUCUAGAUUUGGUAGUAAUCUUGGGCCACAUAUGUUUAACUCUUAUAUUUCAUUUCCCUCUUAUGAUACACUAUAGACACUCUAUUUUUGGGUCUUACUAAUGGCGCUUUUCCACUGCCUGUUAUGGCAUGGUAUGGUUCACUUUUGGGGGGUUUUCUACUGGAUACAGCACCUGGUAAGUUUUUUAGUACCACCUCGGUUGGGGUUCCAAGUAAACGUACCGUUACCAAACAUGAUUCUUAAACUGAUCACUGAUUGGCUGGAGAGAAUCGUCACUACCUGCGUCACAGAGACACAACAGAACCACUGCCAGCGAAAGAGAUCGAACGUAACUGUUUUGAACGAGUGAACCUUUUUUUUAACAACCCCAAAAAUGGUUGUUUCGUUGUCAGUUGAGGACGUUCAGAUGUUCUUCUCAUUGAUAGCAGAGGAGCGGAGAUGGGAGAGUGAGAGCUAGAUGGGACAACACGUAAUGACUAAUUUUUUCAACAAAUAAUAAUAAUGCUGACAAAUAAUGCUACCGAUCAGAUUAGUAUUUAUGGUACUGUAAGGGGUAGGUGUACAAGUUAAUAUUUUAUUAAUACCUUAUUA